AGGGAAGAGUGGACAGAGCCCCUGAGGGAAAACCGAGGAAGCUUGCUCAGGGGAUGCUGAGUCGACAGCUUGGAUGGAGUGGGCAGACCCAACCUACAAAUCUACUGAGUCCACCAAAAUGAGGCCAGGUGGUGUAAGGACGAACAUACCAAACGGGGGUGACGGUGAUGUAACAGGUGUGGAGUGCCAGCCACGUGCUGGACGCCAAGCAAAACAGCCAGGGUGAGUGUAUGCAUCAUCCGUGUCUGGGAAGGAAGGCCACCAAAAGAAGUGAGUCUGGUGGAGAGACUUGAAGGAGGGAAGGGAGGCACCUUGCUGGCUGGGGGCGGGGAAGACAGAAUAAAAGUCUGCUGCGCUAGGAUUAGAGAGAGAAGGCCCAGGCCAGCGCUGGGAAGGGACGCCCCUCGUCCUUCCUACUCUACUUCUCCCAAAGCUUGUAAAUGCCCCAGGCAUGAGCCAGCCCAGGCCCCGCUACGUGGUAGACAGAGCUACCUACUCCCUCACCCUCUUCGAUGAUGAGUUCGAGAAAAAGGAUCGGACGUACCCACUGGGAGAAAAACUUCGCAACGCCUUCAGAUGUUCCUCGGCCAAGAUCAAAGCCACAGUGUUCAGGCUGCUCCCCGUACUCUCUUGGCUCCCCAAGUACAAGAUCAAAAAUUACAUCAUCCCUGACCUUCUUGGCGGCAUCAGCGGUGGAUCCAUCCAGGUCCCACAAGGCAUGGCAUUUGCUCUGCUGGCCAACCUUCCUGCGGUCAACGGCCUCUACUCCUCCUUCUUCCCCCUCCUGACCUACUUCUUCCUGGGGGGUAUCCACCAGAUGGUGCCAGGUACAUUUGCCGUUAUCAGCAUCCUGGUGGGUAACAUCUGUCUGCAGCUGGCCCCAGAGUCGAAAUUCCGGGUCUUCAACAAUGUCACCAAUGAGAGCCAUGUGGACACAGUGGCCAUGGAGGCCGAGAGGCUGCACGUGUCAGCAACGCUAGCCUGCCUGACUGCCAUCAUCCAGAUGGGCCUGGGCUUCGUGCAGUUCGGUUUUGUGGCCAUCUACCUCUCUGAGUCCUUCAUCCGGGGCUUCAUGACAGCCGCUGGUCUGCAGAUCCUGAUCUCCGUGCUCAAGUACAUCUUUGGACUGACCAUCCCCUCCUACACAGGCCCAGGGUCCAUCGUCUUUACCUUCAUUGACAUUUGCAAAAACCUCCCCCACACCAACAUCGCCUCGCUGCUCUUCGCCCUCAUCAGCAGCGUGUUCCUGGUGCUGGUGAAGGAGCUCAACACCCGCUUCAUGCACAAGAUCCGCUUCCCCAUCCCUACAGAAAUGAUCGUGGUAGUGGUGGCAACAGCUAUCUCUGGGGGCUGCAAGAUGCCCAAAAAGUAUCACAUGCAGAUCGUGGGAGAGAUCCAACGAGGGUUCCCCACUCCCGUGUUGCCUGUGGUUUCACAGUGGAAGGAUAUGAUUGGCACAGCCUUCUCCCUGGCCAUCGUGGGCUAUGUCAUCAACUUGGCUGUGGGCCGGACCCUGGCCAGCAAGCACGGCUAUGACGUGGAUUCCAACCAGCCCCAGCUUCCAAUCCUGUGCCCACAGGAGAUGAUCGCCCUGGGCUGCAGCAACUUCUUCGGCUCCUUCUUUAAAAUCCAUGUCAUUUGCUGUGCUCUCUCUGUCACUCUGGCUGUGGAUGGAGCUGGAGGAAAAUCCCAGAUGUCAAGCCUGUGCGUCUCCCUGGUGGUGAUGAUCACGAUGCUGGUCCUGGGGUCCUAUCUCUACCCUCUCCCCAAGGCUGUGCUAGGAGCCCUGAUUGCUGUCAACCUCAAGAACUCCCUCAAGCAACUCGCCGACCCCUACUACUUGUGGAGGAAGAGCAAGCUGGACUGUUGCGUCUGGGUGGUGAGCUUCCUCUCUGCCUUCUUCCUGAGCCUGCCGUAUGGUGUGGCAGUGGGUGUCGCCUUCUCCAUCCUGGUUGUGAUCUUCCAGACCCAAUUUCGAAAUGGCUAUACUUUGGCCCAAGUCAUGGACACUGACAUUUAUGUGAAUCCCAAGACCUAUAAUAGGGCCCAGGAAAUCCAAGGGAUAAAGAUCAUCACUUACUGCUCCCCUCUCUACUUUGCCAACUCAGAAAUCUUCAGGCAAAAGGUCACUGCCAAGACAGGUGUGGACCCCCAGAAAGUAUUGCUGGCCAAGCAAAAAUACCUCAAGAGGCAAGAGAAGGGGAAAACGGUGCCCAGGCCACAGAGGAAGUCCCUAUUUAUGAAAACCAAGACUGUCUCCCUGCAGGAGCUUCAGCAGGACUUUGAGAAUGGCUCCCCAACUGACCCCAACAACAACCAGACGCCUGCUAAUGGCGCCAGCGUGUCCUACAUCACCUUCAGCCCCGACAGCUCCACAGCUGCCAGUUGUGAGCCCCCGGCCGCUGCUGAGCCCAGUGACAUCCUGGCCAGUGUCCCACCCUUUGUCACCUUCCACACCCUCAUCUUCGACAUGAGUGGGGUCAGCUUUGUGGACUUGAUGGGCAUCAAAGCCCUAGCCAAGCUGAGCUCUACCUAUGGGAGGAUCGGUGUGAAGGUCUUCUUGGUGAACAUUCAUGCCCAGGUGUACAAUGACAUUAACCAUGGUGGAGUCUUCGAAGAUGGAUGCCUAGAGCGCAACCACGUCUUUCCCAGCAUACACGACGCAGUCCUGUUUGCCCAGGCAAAGGCCAGGGAAGUGGCCCCAGGAAUCAACUUCCAAGGGGCUCCAGUGGACCCUGAGCUCUCUUUGUAUGAUUCGGAGGAGGACAGUCCCAGCUGCUGGGACUUAGAGCAGGAGAUGUUUGGCAGCAUGUUUCACGCAGAGACCCUGACCGCCCUGUGAGGGCCCGGCCGGUUCCCGUGCUGCCUGCAGAGCACCUGGCACCUGGGACUCCCAUGAAGGAUGAGCCUGGGAUCGUGGAGAGUGGCGGGUAGAGGAGAACACCUCCACCAGGACUCCAGUACCUCUCCAUCCUCCUCGUCCUCUCUCAUUCCCCUCCCGGCCUCUCUAGAGCAAGCCAAUGUCGAUGGCAGGGAGAGACACCUCUUCACCCUUCUGUUGACCCUCAGGGCCCCAGCCAGAGAAUAGCAAACCUCCUGCUCACUCCACAGGCCCCACCCACACCCUGCCUGUGGCAGCUGACAGGACCCCCGGCUGCUGGACUUUAAGACUGAGCCAGGAACAGAGAGGAAGCCGUGUGCUGACGGAGAGUGCAAGCUUCGAAAGUGUCCCGGCGCCAGCAUGGCUUGGUGUCAGAUGGUGUCAAGCUGUCACAGGACCCAGAGACGAACUUGCUUAGGACUCUGUGGCUUGCCCUCUCCAGCUGCCCAGUCUGUCUCUGGCAGCUCUGUGCCCCUGGGACCAUGUGCACCCACAACCCAGGUAUCUCUGUCUUGGUGACUAUGUCCCCUUCCUCCUCAUCUCAAGGCUGCUGAGACCUCCACUACUAUUUAGCACAUCAGACUCUAGCCUGGGGAGUGGCUACCAGAGCUACCUCCCCAGGGGCAGCCCACCAAGGUAGCCACACCAGCCUCCUGAAACAUUAUCACUCCUCCUGCCCUCAAGGGCUGCUUCCUUCUACUUGAGACCAGGUAGGAACCCAAAAGGGACAGGGGGGUAGCUGGCAGAAUCCUCUGGCAACCCAGCAACAGAUACUAGUUAUUCUGCACAAAAGCUUUCCCUCUUUGUACUGGAGAUGUGGAGGGGCAGGGCGCGCUAGUACCAAUCCAGGGCAAACUGGUGGGACCUGGGCCCCGACAGUCUCCCUGACCUUAGAAAUGCCUCCCCCACUUGGGAAAUCUGCCUUGUCCUCUUUAUUUGGCAAAGAGCCAAUGAUUUUAACUCUUCCUUAUCAGCUUGGGGCCUGAAUCGUUCAGCCAGGCAAGGGAGGACACCCCACCAAGGGCGUAUCCCAACUGGGUACCAAGCACGGAGAAGGGUUGAUCCAGACUGGGUCUUCCUCCACAGGGAUUCCUUAACAAACUCAGGACCUGAGGCCAUCUCCUUCUAGGAGAGAUGAGAAGAGGGGUUAAGUUCUCUCUCUAUAUAAGAAGGUAGAGAAACCCCACUGUUGACUUGAAAAUAAAUAGGUUCCAUGUGCAAGUGUUUGGGAAAUUUUCCAUGGAAGUGCACCAAAAACCUUUUGGCCUCUCCCCACUGAUUCUCCCAAGUUCCUUCAAUGAAUGAUCCCUGACCAACAGGUUGGGCUGGCCCAGCCUGGAAAAAUGUCCGAAUUCCUAACUUCAGCCUGACCUGCACUGUGUGCCUGUGCAUUGAGUGAGCUGGUCAGCUAGCAAGUCUUCAUAGGGUUAAAAGAGGGGGUGCUGGUGAAGAGCCAACAGAUUCUUGGCCUACAAGCAUUGCUUCUUUGUGAAUUCAUUAUGCCAUCCGGCUGCCAAUGGAACUCAAAACUUGGAAGGCAGAAAACAAUGUUAUCUGGGAUUUACCGUGCCCAGCACCCGAAGUGCCAGAUUUUGAGAGGACAAGAACUGUAGCCAAUGAAAACUCACCCUCCCCUGCUCCACCUCCUGCAAAGUCCAGCUCAGGCCCAAGAGGUGUGGGAAGAUCACAGAGCCUCAGGACAUCCCAAGUUAGAGGUGCCUUGUGAACCAAGUGUCUAGAACCCUUCAGGACUUGAUGAAGUGACUGUUAAAACCCAGGCCAGCCCCAGACCAAAAGGUGAUUGCUGACUCACAGUGGCCUGGAGUUGGGGGCUCGAGGAGGGAUCCUGAACCAUGUCCAAGGGUGUAAGUACUCAUAGAGACCACAGUGGUUGUAAGAUCGGAAACACCUGGGGUGGAGGGAGGCCUUGAAGAGAACUUCACUGUUAGAAUACUUUGGAAAGAACAUAAAUUCACACAGACCACGCACUGGACAUGACUGAGGCAGGAAAGGAGAGCAAGAUAGUCAAAUAAUCCAGAAUUUCAAUACUUUUGAAUGUUCUUAGUUAUACUGACCAGCAAUGAUGUGGUUCCUGGAGAAGACCGGGACUCUUGAGAUAUUUGUGUAAUUUAUUUAAUUUAAACGCCAUUCUCCUGUUGUUCAUUUUGCUAAUAAAGUGGUUUUGAAA
Messenger RNA from Physeter macrocephalus (sperm whale), 5069 nucleotides. It is a transcript of the gene SLC26A9, whose product is annotated as solute carrier family 26 member 9. The transcript is spliced from 21 exons. The record is from RefSeq and is a predicted model, not a curated record. Gene Ontology annotation, molecular function: sulfate transmembrane transporter activity; oxalate transmembrane transporter activity; chloride transmembrane transporter activity. Lineage: Eukaryota; Metazoa; Chordata; Mammalia; Artiodactyla; Physeteridae. Gene Ontology annotation, cellular component: plasma membrane. The coding region runs from base 452 to 2842 and encodes 796 amino acids. Gene Ontology annotation, biological process: transmembrane transport.